AGAUUGGCCGUACCGCGCAGGCCAAGGAGUGGGGGCAGACGAAGGGGCGCUGGCCACGCAAGUCGGUUGUGGCGAUGCUCUCACUGCUGAAGAACGCUGAGGCAAACGCCAUUGAGAAGGGUCUUGACCCCAACAAGAUGGUCAUCAAGCACGUGCAGGUGGAUGAGGCUGCCCGUAUGCGCCGCCGCACGUACCGUGCCCACGGCCGUAUCACGCCGUACAUGUGCAGUCCGUGCCAUGUGCAGCUCUUCAUGACACAGCCCCAGGAGCGCGUCCCUGUACCAAAGAGCCAGCCGAAGAAGUAG
Molecule: messenger RNA, 305 nt
Organism: Trypanosoma conorhini
Lineage: Eukaryota; Euglenozoa; Kinetoplastea; Trypanosomatida; Trypanosomatidae
Product: large subunit ribosomal protein L17e
Exons: 1
Biological process (GO): cytoplasmic translation
Cellular component (GO): cytosolic large ribosomal subunit; ribosome
Molecular function (GO): structural constituent of ribosome
Source: RefSeq, a predicted model, not a curated record